Acanthosepion pharaonis is the source of this 663-nucleotide messenger RNA. Lineage: Eukaryota; Metazoa; Mollusca; Cephalopoda; Sepiida; Sepiidae. The record is from the annotation of a GenBank genome assembly.
AUGAAAAUCGCGUUUGGCGAUAUAAAUCUCCGUCUAACCUCUUUCUUUUCUUUUCUUUCUUUCUUUUUUGUUUUCCUUAUCACCUUCUAUCUAUCCCACUCUCUUAUAUUUUACUUAUUUUACCUUGCUAUUUCUGUCAUUGUUAAAGUUUCAGUUCAUCCUUUCUUGUUUUCCUUCUUUCUUUCGUUUAUUUUUCUUUCUUUACUUUUCUUUAUUUCAUACUUAUUUUCUUUAUACAGUUCUUUAUUUCUUUCUUUUUAUUUCUGUUUAUGCAUAUCUAUUUACUAUUACUUAUUUAUGCUUGCAUAUCUCUAUACUCAGAGACCUUUUCAUACCAUCUCUAUUUCUAUCUCUCUUUUUCCCUCCGCCUCUCUCUCUAUCUAUCUCUUCAGUUUUUCCAGUUUUUUUUCCCUUUUUUUAUUUCUUUCUGCUUUAUUUUCUUAUAAUCUUCAUCUCUUAAUUUCUCUCUUACUUUAUUUCAUUUCACUUAAAUUUUCUGCCUCACUGUUUCAUUUAUUACCGUAUUCAUUUUUCCUUUCCUGGGUUCUUCCUUUACUUUAUCUAUUCAUUUCUCUCUUUCUCAUCCUAAUUAUUUUAGACAGCAUAUUCAACUCUCAAUCUAUACUUCUUUUUUUUUUCUUUUUAACCACGUUAUCGUUUUGA